UCGGAACACAAUCGCCUUUGGAAAUACAACAAAAUAAAUAUUUGGAAAUACAUAUAUUUCAAAAUUAUAAACACUUUUUGGAUCUUGGUAAGCAGAAAUGCCGCCCAAGGGUCCGGGUAAGAAGAAGAAGGACGUGGACUGGGCCGACGAUGAGCACUUCUCCAAGGAGCGUUCGAUGAUCUACAUAGAGCACACCUACGAGUGCCCCAUUUUCCAGACCAAGGCCGACGAGUGUGUUACGUUCCUGCAGCAGCGGAUUCCGGAGCGCAAGUUCCAGUUGGUGAAGAACAAGUAUGGACGCCAGGUGCCCCGGGAAGGGGCCUUCGAAAUAGGGUUCUCGCAGAAUGCCCGCACCUCCGUGCACCUUUUGUGGUCUGGCCUGGACAAAGGACCCCCACGGCGGGACAAGUUCCCCAUGGACUAUGAGACACUCGUUCCCGAUGUCAACAGGAUCCUUAAGAAAUUCUAUCCCGACAAGGCGGUGGGCGUGCUCGAUGAAGAUGAGGACGAACAGAGGGAAGAUGAUAUGUAAACAUAUUUUUAUCUUUCACUAAAUUAUAAAGUGUUUACCAUAA
This is a messenger RNA of Drosophila subpulchrella, 575 nucleotides long. Its product is annotated as selenoprotein H. The coding region runs from base 98 to 532 and encodes 144 amino acids. Gene Ontology annotation, cellular component: Golgi apparatus. The record is from RefSeq and is a predicted model, not a curated record. Lineage: Eukaryota; Metazoa; Arthropoda; Insecta; Diptera; Drosophilidae. The transcript has a single exon.